UCAGCUGUAGUAAACAGUCCGUGGCUACACCGAACAGCUGUGCAAUGUGCACAGAGAGCAAAACAGCUUGUAUACAUUAAUGUAAGGACACUGAUUCGGACGAAAGCUCGGAAAUAUCUUCGAGGUAAAAAUGCGCUGCCAGAUUCUGAAAUGCAUAUCCAGGGGGUGACUGAGUAUCAUUAGUUAUUGAACAGAGGCAAGACAUAGGUCCUCUCUGUCAACCAUGAGUGCACUCGUGGAGCCAGGUGAUGUCCACACCAUUGCCCCCGAGAUGCCAGCCAUGUUUGAGGGCAUGAAGCUGGCUGCCGUAGCAACGGUGCUCUAUUUCCUGGUGCGCUGUCUGAAUCUGAAGAGUCCCACCGCCCCGCCUGACAUCACCUAUCGGGACACGCCCCUCAAUCGCUAUCUGCUCAAGUCCUGCCCCAUCCUGACCAAAGAGUACGAACCGCCGCUGCUGUGGGGGAAGAGUGGACACCUCCAGACGGCCCUGUAUGGGAAGCUGGGGCGUGUCAGCUCCCCAAACCCCUGUGGGGUGCGCAAGUACCUCCUCAUGCAGGAUGGGGCCACUGCCACCUUUGACCUCUUCGAGUCACUGGGGGACCACCGCACUGGAGAUGACAUCACCAUGGUGAUCUGCCCGGGGAUUGGUAACCACAGCGAGAAGCACUACAUCCGCACCUUUGUGAAUCACUCCCAGAGGCAGGGGUACAGGUGUGCUGUUCUCAACCAUCUGGGGUCCCUGCCCAACAUCGAGCUCACCUCGCCGCGCAUGUUCACCUACGGUUGUACAUGGGAGUUUGCAGCCAUGGUAGGUUCCAUCAAGCGGGCCUUCCCCCAGACACUGCUCAUCGUGGUGGGCUUCAGCCUAGGGGGGAACAUUGUGUGUAAGUUUCUGGGGGAGAACAGGAUCAACCAGGAGAGAGUGUUGUGCUGCGUCAGUGUCUGCCAGGGAUACAGCGCACUCCGGGCCCAGAAGACGUUCCUACAGUGGGACCAGUGUCGGAGGCUCUAUAAUUUUCUCAUGGCAGACAACAUGAAGAAGAUAAUCCUCUCCCACCGGGGCAGUUUGUUUGGGAUGAACUCGAGCAAGAUGGAGGACGCAGACCUGAGCCGACUGUACACAGCUACCUCCCUCAUGCAGAUCGAUGACAAUAUCAUGAGAAAGUUCCAUGGUCACGACACGCUGAAAGAGUACUACGAGAAGGAAAGCUGCGUACACUACAUUCACAAUAUCAAUGUGCCUCUACUGCUGGUCAACUCCUCAGAUGACCCUCUGGUCCAUCGGUCACUUCUGACCAUCCCACGCACACUCGCAGAAAAGAAGCAGAAUGUGAUCUUCGCCCUGACGCUCCACGGGGGUCACCUGGGCUUCUUCGAGGGGGCUGUGCUGUUUCCCCAGCCCCUCACCUGGAUGGACAAGGUUAUCGUGGGCUAUGCCAACGCAAUAUGCCAGUGGGAAAGACACAGACCGCCCUGCCUGAGGACACGUCGUGGACCCUGUCCACAGGCCGACGGGACUCCUAGUUUGUAAGGACACAUACGCCCACGAGAGAAGGCUGAACCCUGUAUUCUUCAAAAGGGGGACGGGGAUGAUCUAUGGGCACAGUAGCUCGCCUGACUUUGUCGGACUAUAGCUUUGCUUUGAGAAACACAGCAUUCAGCUGCGAAUGACAUUCAUUGAAAGCCUUACCCAUGGACUCCAGUCAGUCGAAUGGAUGGCACUCGCUCCUCUAAACGUGGAUACACUGUGUAACCUGCACAUGCUGGUGAACUGCUACAAGACCUCCACAGUGGCUUAUUUAUUGGUCAGUUCUGUGGAAAAGACUGGAGAGGAGAUUUAGCUUCUGUGUGCAAAGUCCCAGCCAGCACCCCUUGGUUCUCACACUUGGGUUGCUACUUGGUCCCGACUCUCCCUAGCUGUUUGUUCCCGAGUGUGUACUGUUGUCGUGAGGGUGAAUAGCACUCGGGGGGUUUCAAAUGGGAGCUCUGGGAGGUUGAAACUCUGAAGGCUUUUGUUAAGCAGAGAAAUAGAAUUCCUAGAACAGACAUUUAUUUCUAUGUUAAGCUUCUUUAGCUCUUUUUAAUAAUUGGGUCAAAAUCUGGUCUGGGCUCUAGUUCUAGGCUAAUAGGCACUACUUUCCUGGCCCUAGAGAUACUAUAUUUUGUCUUCACAUUGUCAAAGUGCCUCAAACAUAAAAAAAUAAAGUUUAAAAAAAUGAUUUCAAACCAAGAAAGGAUGGCAAUGGUUUAAAGUACUUCAUGACUAUUUUCAAUAUGCAUACAUAGUGUUCAAGGACCACACUCUGUAAAUAUCUGACAUUCUGAGGAAGCACCCAAUCCUACCCAGAACACAUUAAUGACAAGUUCCCUUCUCCUGUACUCUAUACUUGGUGGAACAGCCUCUGAAAUUCUCACAUGGUUGGCUUGCACUACACAGCACUCUACUUCUGAGAAUCAAAUGCAUAGAUUUUUAUAUAUUGUAACUUGAGUUGUGAGUAUAGGAAUGUUUCUGACCUUUUCUAAGUAGUUGAUUCUUACAAGUCGAGUGCACUGACUAAAGUCCUUAUUCACAGCCACUGUGCUAUUUCAGUCAUUCAGUUGGUUUGCCUGAGUAGCCCAUGUUCAAUGGUGCAAUGUCAAUGACACUUUAUUCUGGUAUGCACGUUUUGGAGAUUUCACUGUAGGACCAACCAAACUCCGCCCACCUGGGGCAACGGGCGACACAAAACAAGCGCACCCACCAUUGAGCAUUGGUUAUUUGAGUUGAUUGAUUUAACCCAAUAGGGAACUGACUGUCAAGGUUUGCCAUGAACAUUGUGUGUCUACCUGAAUCAUUGAACUCACCCAACAGCUAAGAUUAAAAUUGAAGCCACGUUUAGGUUUGUUGCUGUUGUGAAAUAAUAUAUAGGUAUGCGCUACAGAUGUAGACCCCAGUUGUCCUCAAUUGAAAUACCAAAACACAUGUGACUUGGUCUUCUUCCUUAUAUGGGCAAAGUCACAUGGUUAAAAAAAAUAAAUUAACACAAAGAAGGUUGAGGUUACCUUGUGUACCGUAAGUUUAGUCUGACAGCGUCUUUGUUUUUUGUUCUCGUUUUCCCUUUUUCCAGGUAAUAUUUUCGCUGUUCUUUUUAAGAGAUAUUUGUUGGGAACUGUUGUUAAAAAAAAAAAAAACAUUGUUUCUGUAAAAAAAAAAAAAAAUGGUGUGGUUCCUGAGAUGUAGAGCACAGACUAAGUUGUCUUAAAUACUCUGGUCGAGAUUCAGUCAAAGGCGCAUUGUAGACAAACGUACUUCCCUUUUGAAGGUAAUUUGCACUUGACCAGACUUCUGAAUGUGAUCUCUGCACGUGUCAGGGAAUUUGGGGUUAUAUUGAUCAGUGCAGUGCGUUUGUUGACAAUGCGCCUUUGAUUGAAUCCAGGGCUCUGUCUUUUUAUUUGCGCUUGUCUGUUCUAUUCCAUGUAUAAGAAUGAACCAAGUUACUGUGAUAUCAUUGGGUAGAUGAGAGAAGAGUUGCUGGACUUGGAGCCUUGCAGAGAGAACAAGGUCAUGUCAUAACUUCCACUAUUUUUCCCUAUGGAAUUCAUCCUUUGUUUGCCUUUUAUUUUGUUUACAACCCCUAUAGAUGUACAAUGCUGUUCAGUCAUUAUAAUGUAGAAUCACAACUUGGCGUGAUGUAUAAAGUAAUCGUGUGUGUUUUGGU
Messenger RNA from Salvelinus namaycush (lake trout), 3698 nucleotides. RefSeq names its product monoacylglycerol lipase ABHD2. The coding region runs from base 224 to 1531 and encodes 435 amino acids. Gene Ontology annotation, biological process: medium-chain fatty acid catabolic process; medium-chain fatty acid biosynthetic process; steroid hormone receptor signaling pathway. The transcript is spliced from 12 exons. The record is from RefSeq and is a predicted model, not a curated record. Lineage: Eukaryota; Metazoa; Chordata; Actinopteri; Salmoniformes; Salmonidae. Gene Ontology annotation, molecular function: acetylesterase activity; monoacylglycerol lipase activity. Gene Ontology annotation, cellular component: sperm flagellum; sperm plasma membrane.